Molecule: messenger RNA, 350 nt
Organism: Trachymyrmex cornetzi
Lineage: Eukaryota; Metazoa; Arthropoda; Insecta; Hymenoptera; Formicidae
Gene: Sem1
Product: Suppressor of exocyst mutations 1
Exons: 3
Coding region: 93-326 (77 amino acids)
Biological process (GO): double-strand break repair via homologous recombination; proteasome assembly; mRNA export from nucleus
Cellular component (GO): proteasome complex; proteasome regulatory particle, lid subcomplex
Source: RefSeq, a predicted model, not a curated record
CCUUGCAUCAUUCCAUGCUGUAUACAGUCAAGCCUAAGGUGUAACGGACGUAAUUUUAAAGUUCAAGAAAUUCUCAUAAGAAAUUUGUAAGCAUGACCGACAACAAAAAUGAUAAGACAAAAGUCGAUCUCGGAUUGCUCGAGGAAGACGAUGAGUUUGAAGAAUUUCCCGCGGAAGAUUGGACCGCAAAGGAUGAAGACAGUGAUGAUAUCAGUGUCUGGGAGGACAAUUGGGACGAUGAUGACGUUGAAGAUGACUUCAAUCAACAACUGAGAGCACAAUUAGAGAAGCAGAAGGCUAUAAAUGAUGUACCCAAGAAAAAUUAAUUAAUUUGUAAUGUACGAUUAAUC